Molecule: messenger RNA, 1120 nt
Organism: Pollicipes pollicipes
Lineage: Eukaryota; Metazoa; Arthropoda; Thecostraca; Pollicipedomorpha; Pollicipedidae
Product: acetylcholine receptor subunit alpha-L1
Exons: 10
Coding region: 47-1120 (357 amino acids)
Biological process (GO): monoatomic ion transmembrane transport
Cellular component (GO): postsynaptic membrane
Molecular function (GO): acetylcholine-gated monoatomic cation-selective channel activity; transmembrane signaling receptor activity
Source: RefSeq, a predicted model, not a curated record
CGCGCCGUCGGAGACUGUCACGGGAGGCGAAGAGGUGCCAGUCGCCAUGCCGCUCGCGCUGGUGUCGGCGCGGCUUGUCCUGCUGCUGCUUUCCUGGAAUCUGCCGGCUAAUGGCCAGCCGGAGGUGCCACAGGACGGCAGACUGCAAAACAAUGAAGAGAAGAAGCUGAUGGACUUCAUCGUGCGAGGCUACGACCCGGACGUGCGGCCACUGCUGAACGCCUCGCACUCCAUCAGCAUCCAGCUGGGCAUCACGCUCACGCAGAUCUUCGACAUGGGAGAAAAAAAUCAAGUGCUAACAACAAACGUAUGGCUUGAUCAGGAGUGGACAGAUGAAUUGCUAACGUGGGAUCCAAAGCGAUUUGGUGGGAUGAUGGAGCUACGAGUCCCAUGCGAGAAAAUCUGGCUACCGGAUAUCGUCCUCUACAACAACGCGGACGACUACACGCGCGGCUACAUGCAGAGCAAGGCGAUGGUGCAUCACAACGGUCGCGUGUUCUGGCCACCGCCCACCAAGUUUCGCUCCACGUGCGCCGUCGACGUCACCUACUUCCCGUUUGACGAUCAGACCUGCAUCCUGAAGCUUGGCAGCUGGACGUAUAAUGGGUUCCAGGUGGAUGUAACGAAUCGGACAGAGCAGGUAGACCUCACGAACUACAUUCCCAAUGGAGAGUGGGAGCUGUUGGAGGCGCGCAUCAACCGCAAUGUGGUUUACUACAGUUGCUGUCCGGAGCCGUUCCCAGAUGUGACCAUAACCCUCAUCAUCCGACGCAAGACGCUGUUCUACAUGUACAACAUCGUGCUGCCCUGCAUGAUGAUGUCGGUGCUGACGCUGCUGGUGUUCUGCAUGCCGCCUGAGAGCGGUGAGAAGAUCUCGCUCGGCGUCACCGUUCUGCUCGCCUUCAGCGUCUUCAUGCUUGCAAUCGCCGAGAAGAUGCCUGAGACGUCCGACAGCGUACCACUCAUAGGCAUCUACCUGACGGCGGUGAUGGCCAUCACCUCCGUCUCCAUCAUCAUGACGGUGGUGGUGCUGAAUCUGCACUACCGCGGCCCUGCCAAGAAGGAGGUGCCCCGCUGGGUGCGACGUCUUGUGCUCAGAAGCCCCGUCCACAGCUCAUAG